This is a messenger RNA of Ceutorhynchus assimilis (cabbage seed weevil), 468 nucleotides long. The record is from the annotation of a GenBank genome assembly. Lineage: Eukaryota; Metazoa; Arthropoda; Insecta; Coleoptera; Curculionidae.
UAAGUCACAACAAAAACUUUGGGGAACUAAGAAACUAACUAAGAACUGAGAAACCUCGAAAAUGUUUCUGAAAAUAUUUACCAUUGUUUGCUUCGCAACUCUUGUAACUUUCGUUCAUUCCGACGACGAUUUGCUAACCCUAACUUGCCACUCAUGUUUGUCAUUCGACCAAGAACCAACUACGGCCGGCUGUUCUUACAUGAACUGUACCGAUUUGGCUGCUACAGAAAAUUUUCCCGUUCAAUAUGCUGUUUGUGUAAAAACAAAAAUACAAUAUCAGACUUCAAUCGUCUACCAAGCAUCCUGUGAGUAUCAAAUACUAACCUUACAAGACCAAAAAUAUUGCGCAGAUUUGGAAGUCACUGAUGUUCCUGGAAUGAAGUUUUUAGAAUGCAAGUCAUGCCGUAACAACCUUUGUAACUCAUACUAAACUAGUUAAAAAUAAACCAAUUCAAUCAUAUCAGUCAA